UUGAAUAAAUUUUUUUUUCUGUGUAUAAAACAUUGUAGUUAUCGAUAUAUGGUCACAGGAAGAAAAAGCUCUAUGAUCAAUUUAAAUAAAUAAAUUAAUUAAAUCGUACUAGAUCCAACCAAGAUAAAACUGUGUACGGAAUAAUGAGCUAGUAAUUAUGAAAAUUAACAGUCACGCGACCAAAUCGCACUGGAUCUUUUAAUUGACAUUCGAACACUCUUCACUAGUCUUCAUUGCGUGUUGAUACUGCAAAGUUGUACUUCAGUUCAUGGAAUUUAUUCCUUUAUAGAAAAUAUUUAUUUUAAAAACGUGAAUUGUGGAACAAUGUAUUACAGUAAAUACGAUUCAGUAUAUGAUAAAACUUUCGUUAUUUUUCAAAAUAUCAUAUUCAGAAUAAUGGGACUGUCGCCAUGGACAUUAAAUGUUUCGAAAAUGCACUGUAAAAAUCGUAGCAUCGAUGUUCCGGAUUACAAGUGUCAAUUUUCUUUAUUAGGAUGUUUGUACAAUAUUUCAUUGAUAAUUUCACUGAUCUGCUUAACUGUUUACAUGAAGUUUAUUGCAUUAUCUGGAAUCCAUACCGAUGGUCUCAUUACCAAACGGGCAAACUUAAUUUUAUUUUCGUUUGACACGGCUAUUGUGUGUGGCAUGUUAUUAAUGUACGUCAUAAACAACAAAGUGAUGAUAGAAAUUCUUAACCGAUUGAAAGACGUCGAUCAAAAACUGGAAAAGUGCGUGGCUUACGAAUGUCAAACUAACCGAAGUAUUUUUUUGAUAAACUUUUUUGUAAGCAUUUGCUAUGGAUUUAUUAUAUUGUAUAGCAGCCCAUCACUAGAAAUGUUUCAAGCACAACUUUCGGCUUCUAUUACUAGCUGGAUAUUAACGCAAUACACACUUCUGAUGGAAAAAAUUGUAAAGCGAUUUAAAAUGAUAAAUCUUGCUCUAUCCAAACUUGAUAUCCAAAAGAAAGAUACUUCUAUGUCAGAACGAUUAUCUGCAAUAUAUUACAAUUCAUUUCAGCAAAUACUUAUUUAUGAAAUUGACAGCAUUAAAUAUGCUCAUUUCGAGUUGUGCAAAAUUUGCCAGGAAAUUAACAAUUUCUAUGGAGUGAUUAUGUUAUUUUUGAUUAUUGAUUGUAGUUUUAUGAGUGUGAUAGUCUUGUAUGUUAUGACUUUUUCAUUUAACAAUGAUUUUGAAUUCGAUAUUAUCUAUAUUACGGAUAUAAUAUGGAUACUGUGGAUAACUUACAAUUUCCUUCUUUUUACUGUUUUUAUCGCUUCAACAGAGGAAGAGAGCCAAAAAACGGCAGAUGUUAUCAAUCUACACAUGGACCAAUGCGCCAUGGACGAGAUAGUCGAAAAAAAAUUGUCCAAAUUUUCUCACGAUAUUAUUCACCGGAAGCUCAAAUUUAUCGCAUGUGGUAUUUUCCCGCUAAAUCGUAAACUUUUGUCAACUAUCACUAGCACUAUUGUGACGUAUUUUAUCAUUUUGAUACAAUUUCGUACUAAGUCCUCAACCAAAACAGUAAUAAAUAAUUCGUCGUCAAAGAACUCUUCUUGAUUCAAAAAAUAUUUUCAAAAACAAUAACUACCUUGGUUUGAGUUACAUUUUUCUGCUUUGCACUGAUGUGGGUUUUAAAAAAGUUAUAAAAAUUAUUUUUUAUCCAAUAUAUUAUUUUUAAAUUGCUACUGUUAUAAAUCAACUCAUUAUAAUUCAGCUUUACAAAGAUGUAUACAAUAGAUAUUAUAAUAUCUAUCUAAAGAUGACACGCGUUAAUAUCCCCGGACAAAAUAU
Cotesia glomerata is the source of this 1791-nucleotide messenger RNA. RefSeq names its product putative gustatory receptor 28a. Gene Ontology annotation, biological process: sensory perception of taste. Bases 325 to 1557 code for a protein of 410 amino acids. The transcript is spliced from 4 exons. Gene Ontology annotation, cellular component: dendrite; membrane; axon. Lineage: Eukaryota; Metazoa; Arthropoda; Insecta; Hymenoptera; Braconidae. The record is from RefSeq and is a predicted model, not a curated record.